AUGUCUGCUGCUGUCUGGCCCCCUAUCUCGUCCGACCAGCUUGCCCUCCAAGUUUCCGCUGCCCAGGACCGGGAGCUCGAAUGGCUGCUAGUCCAGCUCCAGGACACCCUCCACUCCCUCAAAGCUGGGCUGGAAGAGUGCGCUGCCUUGCUCGCACCCAACGAGAACGGCUCAACCCUCGUCCUCACCUCGGUCCGCUCAGAGUCCCUCAAAGGCCUUGUGACACGUGUCGGGACCCGCAUAGUGAAGGGUAACAUCAAACUCAAGCUGGCUAGUCUCCCGCCCCCUCGCGGCUCCUCGAGCUACGACCUCGCCAUCUCAGCUGCGCCGCAAGCCCCGACCCUCGUCAUCGAGCAAUUGACGUCUGUCCGAACACUGAUAAACGCGUGCUUGGACGUGAUUGAUGUGACUACAUGGACCGGAGAUGCAAAGAACGCAAACUUCAUCUCGGGCCAGUUCCAACUGCUGUACGACAACAUACAGGAAGCACGGCAAGCUCUCAAGGGAUACUCUGAUGUUCAGCGUCCGUGGACUGAGAAGCCGAUAGAUGAGCAGAUAUUCGACCCUCCGCUACCCCGCAAUGUCUCAUUCCAUCUAUCCAUAUUUGACGCGGCCCUCCUUCUCGAAAUACGUACCCUGGAGCUCUGUAACCCAGCCGAAGAAUCACAUUCUGGCUUUGACAUCCGUGGCAGGCUUGCGAUGGCCUUGGGUGGAACCCGGCCGCCCAUACACGAUGAAGUGGACCGAGUUUUCAGCUAUAGAGACCAGGAGGUUCGCGUCAAAGAGAAGAUCCGAGUUGAGAGCCAGGACCCAGCCUUGAUAUCAGCCAUGGCCAAGCUCAAUGCUCUUGAGCAUAGCGUUGGUCUGAGCCGCAAAGCUCUCAAUAUUGUCAUGGGCAAAGAGGAGUAGCUUCAGCCUCGAAGCUGGGACCCCCGGGGAAUCGAUUUGAACCAUUUGCAAGCCCGCCCAGUCGUUUCGACGAAUGCACACACACAU
Molecule: messenger RNA, 996 nt
Organism: Mytilinidion resinicola
Lineage: Eukaryota; Fungi; Ascomycota; Dothideomycetes; Mytilinidiales; Mytilinidiaceae
Exons: 4
Coding region: 1-909 (302 amino acids)
Cellular component (GO): RAVE complex
Source: RefSeq, a predicted model, not a curated record